This is a messenger RNA of Mesorhabditis belari, 636 nucleotides long. The record is from the annotation of a GenBank genome assembly. Lineage: Eukaryota; Metazoa; Nematoda; Chromadorea; Rhabditida; Rhabditidae.
AUGAAAUCCGGAAACACUGAGCUGAAGUUGCACGGAAAGGCAAAACACUCGAACUCAAAAGAUCAGCGAGACAAGCUCAAGCAACAAGUCGAUGGAAAGACCCCAAUAGAACCGGUCAACGAUUUGACGCAGAAGCUCGAGGCCGAGGUUGCCAAGGCUAAAGCGCUCCAUGAACAAGCUGAGGAAGAGAAGAACGAAGCCUCAUUCCGAUCGACUGCCAUGUCAAACAUGGUCAAGAAAACCCAAGAUAGGCUGACGAGUCUCACCAAGGAACUUGAAGCAGAAAAGGAAGCCCAUGCGAGAACUCGAGCCGAAGCAGCGCUCCAACAGGCCGCCGUUCAGCCAUCGUCAUCGCAUCCCGUUGAGCUCCCGCCAGCACCAACUCCUGUCAUCUCGCAAUCAUCUGUCAUCGUCCCUUCUGUGCCCACUCCGACAAGUGCUUCUGGUACAACUUCCACCGUUCAACACAUGACUGAGACUGUGCCACAUGUCCCCAGCAAUCGAUCUUCUCGCCAUUUUCCAAUCAACCAUCCACAUUCCGCACUACCGCAUCAUCUGCUGUUUUUGGAUCGACGACUCUUUUCCAGGCUCAAACAUCUUCAAAUCUUUUGCCAACAUCAUCUUCCACUGUUACCG